AUGUCAACCGGUGACAAGCAUCAAGAUGCAAAGAAGCAUGAGAAAUCUGUUUGCUAUGAAAAUAGCCUACUAAUUUGGGUCGCUUCUGCAUCAGAAAGCGUCAAUCAAUAUCAAACCAAUAUCCGAGAAUUAAUUAACGCACACUUUUAUUCUGAUAUUCUUCAAUGUUUGGACUACAUCAAGUCGGUAGUGGACGAAAAAAUGCUUAUCAUUAUUGCGCCUGAAUGUGCAGAAAAGAUCAUUUGUGCUGUUCAUUUAAGGCCGACUGUCAGUGCAUUCAUUAUAUUUGACCCAAAUAGGCAAGGAAAUUUUGAGUCCUCGAGAAUAUUGGCCUAUUCAAAGCUUAUUGGAAUUUUUACAGAUAUCGAAUCGCUUCAUUCAUCGAUUCGCUUUGUUAUGCAGCAUAUAGAAAAACAAGCAUUAGCAUUCAGUCUCUUCAGCCAAGACAAACAAAGAUCUGCACGAGACUUAUCCAAAGAAUCCGCUUAUUUUCUCUGGUACCAGUUGCUGAUUCAUGUACUCAAGCAAAUGUCGCCUGACGAGCAGGCCAAAAAUGAAAUGCUAGAAAAAUGCACUGAUUACUAUCAAAACGAUAAAGUCGAAUUAAAAAAUAUCGAAUUAUUCCGAACUACAUAUACAUGCAAUCAAGCGAUAGCAUUCUUUACCAAUGAAACAUUUCUAUAUAAGCUUGUUAACAAAGCGUUGCGUACAGAGAACAUUGAACUACUCUAUGCAUUUCGUUUUUACAUAAUCGAUCUGUGCAGCGAACUCAAACGAGAAAGUGAAAAAAUGAUUGGUCAAGGCGUUCAAACUUUAUACCGUGGUCAACAGAUUGGAAUACGAGAGCUUGAAAAUUUAAAACGUAAUAUUGGUACGCUUAUAUCACCUAACGGUUUUAUGUCGACAUCACGUACGAAACAGAAAGCUCUCCGAUUUGCUCGAAGUGGAGCAGAACACGAUGGAACAUGCUCGGUAUUGUACGAAAUUCAGGUCGAUCCUGCACGUUUAAAAUCAGUCACGUUUGCUGAUAUCUCUGGUAUGAGUAGAAUACAAGAAGAAGAUGAAGUACUUUUCAAUCUCGGAGCCAUAUUUCACAUUGACAAUGUAGGCAUAUAUGACGAAUCACUUAGUAUUAUGAAAAUUAGCAUGACAGCUACCGAUGAUGGUAAAUAUAAGGUAGAUGAUUAUUUAAAAAUGCAAGAAUCAUUAAUGGAAGAGUAUACUCCAUCAAUUUUCUUCGGUCGAUUACUCUGGAAUGAACUCGGUCGCUUAGAUCAAGCUACUGCUUACUUUCAUUUACUUUUAAAAUCAGAUUAUAACGAUACUGCAAGCGUGCUGAAUAAUUUAGGAAUUGUCCAGGCUCUUAAAGGUGAUUUUGCUGUUGCACUCGACAACUGUGUACGUGCACUCGAAAUGCGUUCUAAAAAUUUGCUAAAGAAUCAUCCGCACAUUGCUACAUCGUUGCACAAUAUUGGUGCAAUCUAUAGUGCUCGUAGCGACUAUGUAAAUGCUAUUGAUUUUUACGAGCAAGCACUAGCGAUCCGUAACGAAAUCUAUCCUACGGACAAUGUUAAUAAGGCAACGACAAUGGCAAAUCUUGGCGCCACUUUCAAGUUACAAGGAGACUUUUCGCGAGCACGCACUUUGGUGCAAAGUGCACUCGAAAUGCGCCGGCGACUACUUCCUGAGCCACACCCACAAAUUGCGUCAUGUUUGUGGCAUCUUGGCAAUAUUGCAGAAGCACAAAGUGAUUAUUUAACGGCACUUUCUUUUGAUCAAUGUGCUUUUGACAUGGAUGAACUCGUAUUACCUGCUGAUCAUAAUGAACUAAGCAAGGAUUUGAAUAUUCUUAUGCGUGUUUAUAAAGCUUCAGGUGAUAUCAAAGGAGCUAUUAAUCUAUGUGAGAUUCAACUAGCCAAACAGAGAAGUAUUUUUGGUACUAAUCACCCACGUAUUGCACGCACCUUGAUGACAAUGGGACAUCUUUUCGAAGCCGAUUUCGAGCAACGCAUCUCCUAUUAUAAGCAAGCACUAGAAGUUGAUCCAAAUUCUAUAGACUGUUUAAAAUGGCUCGGUGCCAGUGCUUAUGGCUAUGAAAAACUCGACGAAAGCCUUUUGUACUGGAAUCGCGCUCUUGAUAUUGCGCUUCGCGAUUAUUCUUCUACACAUACAGACAUCGCCCAGUUAUAUUCAUUUAUUGGCAAUGCAUAUUAUGAUGCUCAGAACUACGAAGAAGCCUUGAAGGUGUAUAAUGAGAGUUUCAAGAUCUGGAAAGUGAACGAUGACGAAGAUCAGUGUAAAGACGUACAGAAAUGCAUCUUCAAAACUGAAGUACGUUUGAAAUUAAACCGUCACAAAAAAGAGUCCUCCUUUGAAGCGCAUGAUACAAAUGCUGUUUCAAACAACAAAACAUUAUCCUGCACCAUACAAUAA
Messenger RNA from Rotaria socialis, 2433 nucleotides. The record is from the annotation of a GenBank genome assembly. NCBI's taxonomy places the organism in Eukaryota, Metazoa, Rotifera, Eurotatoria, Philodinida, Philodinidae.